CUGGGAUACGGUCCUAUCAUGGCGGAAGAGUUCGCUGGCUAACGUCGUCAGUGCGCGAUUGUUCGCUUUAGCACGUUUUGGAAACUACGACUUUCGGCUCUUGGACAAAUUCUACUCUCUUGCACGGGCCUCUAAACACAAACGGGUGUUGUGUAAAAGAAGGUAGCUGUUUCACAUCAAGAGGAACCUUUUCAGCACCAGCAAAAGAUCAAAUGGAGUGUGCAGUGGACAUUCCUGCCGGCGAGGAUGAGACUACAGAAAAAGAUGACGUGAACUGUAAAGAAGGGACUGAAACACCUCAAAAGAAAAACAAGAAACAUAAGAAGCACAAGAACAAGAAGAAGAAAAAGAAGAAGAAGGGUGAAAAAGACAGCAGUUCAGAGUCUGGUCCUGAGUCUGAGGCAGAGGCAGCUCCUCCAAAACCUGUCCGGACUACUAGAGCCAGUGCAAGGCUGGCUGCGAAAGCUGGAGAUUCGGUCGGCCAGAAGGAAGAGAUUAAAACAGAUUGUGUGGACAAGGAGGGAGAUGCAAAAUCUAAAAAACACAAAAGACAUGCUGCUAAGAAGAAGAAAAAGAAGAAGAAGAAGGAUGAAAAGAAAUCCCAAUCUCGCUCUUCAUCUGAUAGCAGCUCCGGUUCGGGUUCGGAUACUGAAACGGAGGGGCGUGCAGGGACAGGAGAUUGCAAAUCCUCUCCAGCGGUAGCACCUAACCAGCAUGAGCCAGUAUCCAAAAUCUCAACAGUAAACAACAAAGGGGAUGAGAACCUUGUUUCCAGUCUGCCGCAAACGGAACCACUUGAAGAGAAGAAAGAGGUUCUACCUGAUAUGGAUGUUUCACAAAGUGCAGAGAAGACGACAAAUGAUAGUCAUCCAAAUGGAACCGAAAAGGAUAUCAAAUCCCCAUCGCCUAGUUUGGAUGAGGUAGCACAUACAGGAACAGUUCAGGUGAAGGAAGAAGCCAAUCUAGGAGAGUGCAAUUUCAGUCAUGCCCAUGAACUUCCUGACAUUAUUCCUAAAGCGGACGGUAACACACCUAGAGAUGAGCCAUUAGAGAUAGAUAAAUCCAGUUUAAAGCAACAACAAAAAACAACAGCAAAAGAGUCUGACUCGCCAAAGUCAGGGUCUCCGCUCCCUGUUUUAGGCACACAUAUUAAGCGGUCUGACUCAAGGCAUAGUCGGUCACCAUCAUCAAGUCCUCCCAAGCAGCAAAAUGAUGAACAAAAAGUAAUGGCGAUAGAAGAACCGUCAAAAAAUCAUUCGAGAUCGGCUUCAAAGGACAAGAAAUCACCCACUCCUCGAAAAAAUCGUCGGCUCUCGCGUUCAAUCUCUCGCUCUCCAUCUCCUAAAUCUAGGAGAAAAUCUGUCUCCCCACGCUCGAAGUCCCCCAAGAGAGCUCGCCGCCAUUCAAGAUCUAAUUCUCGGUCACGUACCCCCAGAAGGAAGUCGUUAAGGUCCCCGCGGAGGUCCAAGUCGCCAAAACGUCGGAGGAGCUCCUUGUCCACGUCCCCGAGGCGACAUAGAAGUCCCCUGUCUACAAGAAGAAGAUCUUCGAGAUCGCCAAAACGCAGCGGGCGUAGGUCACGCUCUUUAUCACGGUCUCCGAGGAGAAGCCGGAGAUCAAAGUCCCGCUCGCGAGGGCGCUUAAGGCGCUCUCGGACCCACUCGCCUAGACGCGGUGCCACAAGCGGCAGGCGGUCACGCUCACGUUCUUUUGGCAGGGUCCGUCGCUCCAGAUCACGACGCCCUCACCGCCGAUCCAGGUCGCGUUCCUUGGCAAGGCGCACUGGUGGCCGGCGCUCAAGGAGUCGGUCUUUGUCGCGACAUAGGAGGUCUCCGCCUCCCAGAGCACGCCGCUCACGCUCCAGAUCUGUGCGCAGGAGCAGGCGGAGCCGCUCGCGCACCCCCUUGUCCUACAAACGUCAACGGCGCUCUAGAUCAAGGACUCCCCGUAAACGGACCAAAUCCCGAACUCCUAUUUCCCGCCGGCGCUCCAAAAGCAGGUCUCCCUUCCGAAGGCGUUCUCGGUCCCCUGCAAGGAGAAAACGGUCUCCACUGAGGUCUAGCAAACGCUCGAAAUCCCGCUCGUUGCCUAGAAGGCGCAGGUCGAAGUCACGUUCGCCUCUGUUGAGCAGAAAGAAGUCCAAAUCGCCAAGGAGCCGCGUUAGAAGGUCAAAGUCAAAAUCUGUCUCUGUUGGCUUGCGCAGAUCCAAGUCCAGAACCCCGUCUGAGUCAAGUGAUAGGCCGUCUGAUAGGUCGUCCCAUGCCAGAUCCGCAUCACCCCCUGUUGAGGAGAAGACGAUUUCUCCCCAUGCAGACCAAGCAUCCCCAGAAAGGACGGCUGCAGAAGCAGAACCCGAUUCUACUGCAGGUGGUUGGAAACCAGUGGCCUCACUAGUUGCUUCCAAAUGUUCAGCUGAUGAGGUGCAGGAGCGACCUAAAGUGUCUGAUACGAUCCCUGCUGAAGACGAGAAAGAAGAACAGAGUGAGCAGGCCAGCAUAUCCAACGAACAGUUGGUUUCUGGGACUGGGUUUGGCCCUCAAGAACCUGCCAUUGGAUCUCAAGAACCUGCCACUGGAUCUCAAGAACCCGUGUUUGGCCCACAAGAACCUGUGUUUGGCCCACAAGAACCCGUGUUUGGCCCACAAGAACCCGUGUUUGGCCCACAAGAACCCGUGUUUGGCCCACAAGAACCUGUGUUUGGCCCACAAGAACCCGCGUUUGGCCCAAAAGAACCCGCGUUUGGCCCAAAAGAACCUGCGUUUGGCCCAAAAGAACCUGCGUUUGGCCCAAAAGAACCCGAGUUUGGCCCAAAAGAACCCGAGUUUGGCCCAAAAGAACCCGAGUUUGGCCCAAAAGAACCCGCGCUCGGCCCACAAGAACCCGCGCUCGGCCCACAAGAACCCGCGCUCGGCCCUCAAGAACCCGCGUUCGGCCCUCAAGAACCCGCGUUCGGCCCUCAGGAACCCGCGUUCGGCCCUCAGGAACCCGCGUUCGGCCCUCAGGAACCCGCGUUCGGCCCUCAGGAACCCGCGUUCGGCCCUCAAGAACCCGCCUUCGGCCCCCAAGCACCCGCCUUCGGCCCCCAAGCACCCGCCUUCGGCCCCCAAGCACCCGCCUUCGCCCCCCAGGAGUCUGACAUUGGCCACCCAGACGGUUCUGGAUGUUCGGAGGCCUCAGCUGAAGAAGUUGAAAGUGCUCCUUUGCCCUGCCUUUCUGCAGAUGCUGAACGUGAUCGGCUUCUCAGGGAUCUGUCAAUCCUUCUUACUGGCGAAGAGCUUUCGCCUUCACCAGCACGUCACAGAGAACCCUCCCGCUCACCUUCACCUCGAAGGAGGUCAAAGUCUCCAGGGAAGAAGAGGGAAUCUAUGUCCCCGUCAGAGAAAAAGAAACGGCGAUCAAAAUCUCGAAGUCCCGGCCGGCGCAAAAGAUCCAGCCCUUCUCGGUCAGCCACUCGACGCAAGCGGUCCCGUUCCAAGUCUCGAACGAGGGCACGGCGAUCCAAAUCCCGCUCCCCGGCCCGCAAAAGACGCUCCCGCACGCCCAACGCCAGGGGAAGGAAAAGAUCCAAAUCCGCGGAUAGGAACAAGCGGUCUCGAAGCCGAUCCGCUGCCCGCAGGAAAAGGUCUCGCUCGGGCGAUAGGGGUAGGCGGUCCAGGUCUCGUUCUUCUGACCGAAGACGCAGGUCGAGGUCCAGAGGUCGAGGGAAACGUCCCGUGUUUCGCAGUCGUUCGUUUGAUCGAAGGGACCGUUGGAAGAGAGAACCCAGCCACUCUCCCGUUCUGAUUCUCCGCAAACAGCGCCGCUCGGGGUCCAGGACGCGACGCAGCGCCAGCAAGUCGCCCCCGAGGCUGACCGAUCUGGAUAAAGACCAGUUACUGGAGAUCGCCAAGGCCAACGCUGCUGCCAUGUGUGCCAAAGCUGGGGUGCCCAUUCCCGAGAGUCUGCGGCCAAAAGCCAUCCUCCAACUUCCGCUGCCCACCCCGUCUCCAGGCCCCCUCUCUCUCCCGCUGCCUUUGCCCCUCCCCAUGGGCAUGGGGAUGCCGAAUAUGCCCAACAUGGGUCCAAUGGGCUUGCCCGGCAUUCCGGGAAUGCCCAACAUGUCCAACAUCACCAUGAGCGCCGCCAUGGCGAGUAUGACGGCGGCCACUAUGACGGCUGCCUUGACCAACAUGGGCGCCCUGGCGGCCAUGCCUCCCCUCGCCCCGCUUCCCACCAUCACCAAUAAGCCCCCUCCUAGUCUGGCACCGCCGACCCCAUCCCUGAACCUGGACCACAUCGAAGAAGCGAAAAGGAAGGUCACGCAGCAAGCUAACAUCCACACCAUCAAGGAGCUGACAGAGAAAUGUAAGAUGAUUGCAAACAGCAAGGAGGAGAUGGCUGUAGCUAAACCUCAUGUCUCUGAUGAUGAAUUCUAAACUUUUCAAGCCCUCCAGGCACUCACUGACUAGAAGUUAGACAAACUCUGUGAAGAUACCUUUUUUUCCCUUCUUAGGAUCCACACAGGAACAUCUAAGGAUUUUUUUUCAGGAUGAUGCGGACGCUAGUUCCUUUGGAAGUCGCGUGGCGUGGCCGAGCCUCACACAAAAGAAGAGCAGAGUAGUUGCUUUCAACUCUCCCUUCUCGUUGCUUCUGUUUUUGCGGCCGGUUAACGCUUGAAAAACUGGACACGUUGACAUCUUGUGUGCAUGAUUGUAAGAAUAUAGUGCGAGUGUGUGUAGAUGAGUGUACAUAGUGAUUUUCAAAAACAUCCCCCUCAGUGUCGCUGUUUAUGGAAGCAGGCACUGUUGAAAAGACUGAAACCAAACUUACUAAUGGCGCUUUUUGUUUUCUGUUUUUGUAAAAGCUUAGUUUGUCUCAAUUGGUUUUUCCUCUAAAGCUUUUCUUAAGGACUCCAUUAAGUGGACACCGCUUCCUUGUUCUGCUGUACUCCCCAGUUAUAGUUAUUUUUUUUAAACAUUGUUUUAGUUUGUUAUACUACGUGAUUGACACAAGCUUGGGUAACGUUGGGUUGUGAAAAUUCUGGGAUAACCGAGAGAGGCAGAUUAGACGGGGGAACCUCCCCCUCACCACAAAACGUAUAAAAAUUCAAUUGUUUCUGCCCUAGUUGGGAUUAUCUUUAUUUUAAAGUGGCGGCGAAAUUUAACUAGAGAGAUGUAUCUGCGCAAGAAACAAUUCCUUUUGCAAGCUUUGAGACUGCUUAUCUGGUGUGAUAGUAGAUUUGAAAAGCUCAAGAUAAAGCUAGCUGAGAUUUCAACGGGUGGGUCAGACAACUGCUUCUUGUUUUUGGUGGCCUAUUAAUAUCGUUAAUAAGCGUUGUGGGAAUUGUUUAUGCUGCAAUCCUCUUGUGACCAAGAAGACUGUCUUAACUGUGGAAGAUUACGCAAAGAUCUUUUCCCCUCCUACCUUGAUUGUCAAAUUAACUGCUUCUCUAUCAAACACGGAAUCCCUCGAGGUUAUCUUUAGCUGUUUUAAAGAUGGGGGAAGAUAAAAGGAGAAAACAUUUUAGAUUUUUUGGGGGGCUCAUUUGAAUAUGACAUUGCUUGCGUUGUAUAUAAAUGUGAUAAUGAUUAUUAAAAACUUCAAUGAUCUGUA
Molecule: messenger RNA, 5592 nt
Organism: Corythoichthys intestinalis (scribbled pipefish)
Lineage: Eukaryota; Metazoa; Chordata; Actinopteri; Syngnathiformes; Syngnathidae
Gene: sona
Product: SON DNA and RNA binding protein a
Exons: 10
Coding region: 213-4415 (1400 amino acids)
Biological process (GO): regulation of mRNA splicing, via spliceosome; regulation of cell cycle
Molecular function (GO): RNA binding
Source: RefSeq, a predicted model, not a curated record